Drosophila busckii is the source of this 2451-nucleotide messenger RNA. RefSeq lists its product as uncharacterized. The transcript has 4 exons. Bases 840 to 1790 code for a protein of 316 amino acids. The record is from RefSeq and is a predicted model, not a curated record. NCBI's taxonomy places the organism in Eukaryota, Metazoa, Arthropoda, Insecta, Diptera, Drosophilidae.
AACGUAUUUUGGUUGCGCUAAUUACUCCAAAAGUAGCUAGAAAUGGCUAAACUGCAAUGGCUUAACAUUUUUCAUAGCCCGAAACGGCUAUGAUAAUUUAACAUUUCUCUGUUACGACUCCGUCAUGCGCGAGCUCAACAUGUGUGGGGAAGCGGUUAAAAGUGAAAUGUUAAAGUGAAACGGUUAUACUGAGAAAUAGGCACUGAGGCUUUAUACGUAUAAGAUAAGUUGUUGUUAUUUGUGUUUGUAACAGUAACUGUAAAAACACUGAACACGGCAGACAUCGCAGCGGGAAAAAUAAAACAGAAAAAGCUUAACCAAACAACAAACGGCGUUGAUACUAACGAAACGAAACCGCUGUGAAAACGCAAAGUAAAAGACAAGCAAAAGCAAAGACCUAAGACCAGAGACCAAAAGCAAAACACAACUCUGCGUUUUAUUUUGUGCUUUGAGAAAUACAUUUUUGUUUUGUUUUUUUGUAAUAUUUAUUGUUGUGGAAAUAAUUGGAGAAAAAGAAAAUCGUUGACAUCUAAUUGGAGCAACUGCAGCAGCUAAAGCAGAAGCAAGCGCGCGUUGUGAUAAGCGACCGAAUAUAAAUAAAUAAUACAACAAGAACAACAAUAACGGCAAGGGGCGGCAAGUAAAAUUGUUUAAAAAUAAAAAUAAGCGAAGAAAACAAAAAGGCGCGCGCGCACUCUGCAGGCGUAAAAAUUUGGUGAAAGUAAUACGCGCGUGUGCAACAAUAAAAAAUAAUUAAAAUAAAAACAAACUUGGACUCUCCAAACCCACCCCGAACACACAGAGACACACACACACACACACACCAAGUCACCCACCAAAUGAUGAACCGAUCGAGCAGCUUCGUCAGCUCACUGAAGUGGUGGCCAUUGCAAGGUCACAAUAACCAAGCUACAUCUGCACAAACUGUAGCAUCCGCUGCCGGCAGCAACGUCGCCGGUUAUUCGCAGUCAGCGCCCAGCUCGCCCACAUCCAACUGGCCGCCAUCUCUGCACCUGUUGCAGCACCAUCUCCACAAGCCAAGCGCGGGCAGCGCCAACGUCAACACCACCUUCGGCAGCAGUGUGGCCGUGCAGAAGCUACGCGAAUCAAAGUGGUUCAAGCAAGAGGAGCAGCGCAUCUUUUGCGCCGUCGUCGAGUGCGGUUUCAUUGUCGAAGUGCGCAGCAGCGCUGCUGCCGAAGCAGCUGCUGCCGCAGCAGCUGCGGCCGCUGCAGCCUCCGCAGCCAGCGAUAAUGAUUCGCUGGACAUUGAGUGUCCAGCACUAACACUGGCACCACCACUAGUUAUACCACGCAAUGGCAGCAGCAGCAUUAGUUUCUUGGAAACCCAGGACGAGAAUGAGACACCGGUGGCUUCAUGGUAUGGCAUUGUACUAUGCAAAGUGGCCAAAGACAACAAACCGAAACCGGAAACCAUUGAGAUAUUUUCUGUGAAAAUACGUGAGAAUGGCACUUACAAACUGCUGAGAAUGUCACUAGCCGACAUUUGGAGUCACGGCUGGGAGUUGCGUAUUAAUAAUUUUGCGGAUAAAGAGAAAACUCCGCACAAUGAAAAGGACAUACGCAGUCAGUUGUCGCUGGCUCGCAAGGCUAGACAAAGUCUAUGGAAUAAUAACAAGCAUUUUGUUUAUUGGUGCCGUUAUGGCAGUCGCCAGCAGGAUGUGCGUAAGCGCCAGAUGUCGGAGUGCGUUAAAUGGGGCAGCGUUGGCAUGAAUGCGGGCAUGUUGCUGGUGCUCAAUAAUAGGCAAAAAUGCUAUUCCCACUCAAAGUAACUAACACACACACACACACACACACACACACACACACAAACACACAUACAAAAAUACCAAAACAUAUACUCUCUAUAAAUUGUGGUACGUUUAGUGCCGUCAGUUUAAACAUAUACUAUGCUACAUAAACAACACACACACACAUACAUAUACAGCUAUACACUUGUAUGUACAUUCUGCUUCUAAUUGAACUGCUAAUCAAAAGCAAAUUGUGAUAAGAUAAAUCAUCAUGUUUAAAACGGUAACAACAACAACAACAACAACAAAUACAUAUAUCGACAAAAUAUUUGAUGCAAAUUUCUAUACGCUAUUGCGUAUCAUUCUUGCAUAGAGCAUAUAUCAAAUGUACGUCAUAAAAAAAUGCAUUUCAAAAUUGCAUAUCGUAUGUUUAUAUCAUAACGUAAAAAUCAAAAGACAAAAAAUGAAUGAGAGAGAAAAAGAGCAGGCUCUAAAGUUUGUUGCUUGACAGUAUUACAAACUAUUGUUUUUUUUUCUAAAUAUUUUUAUUUGGCCUAAACAGCGUGCAUUACACACACACACACACACACAUCGCUGUAUUACAUUGUCACAAAAAUAAGUGAGCAUACAUCAAAUGUUUUUUACAUGUUCAGUUGCUGUUGCAACUCGAGCUACUCACACACACACACAUAAAAUAUAUACA